AAAACCUACUAUAUAUAUUCUCAAAACUCUCGUCUCUCUCUCUCUCUCUCUCUCUCCCCACAUUACAUUCUCUAUCACUUGCUCUUUCUAAACUGUUCGAACACUUGAAGCCAAUCAAUGGCUUUGCCCAAUCAGCAAACUGUUGAUUAUCCGAGUUUCAAACUUGUAAUUGUUGGUGAUGGUGGAACAGGUAAAACCACAUUUGUGAAGAGGCAUCUUACUGGUGAAUUUGAGAAGAAAUACGAACCCACUAUUGGGGUGGAAGUCCAUCCUUUGGAUUUCUUCACAAACUGCGGGAAAAUUCGGUUUUAUUGCUGGGACACAGCUGGGCAGGAAAAAUUUGGUGGCCUUAGGGAUGGUUACUACAUACAUGGCCAAUGUGCCAUCAUCAUGUUUGAUGUUACUGCCCGAUUGACAUACAAGAAUGUUCCAACGUGGCACCGGGAUCUUUGCCGGGUGUGUGAGAAUAUCCCAAUUGUACUUUGUGGAAACAAAGUUGAUGUGAAGAAUCGGCAAGUGAAAGCAAAGCAGGUUACCUUCCACAGGAAAAAGAAUUUGCAGUACUAUGAGAUAUCUGCAAAGAGCAAUUACAAUUUUGAGAAGCCUUUCCUGUAUCUUGCCAGAAAACUUGCAGGGGAUCCAAAUUUGCAUUUUGUGGAGUCUCCUGCCCUUGCUCCUCCAGAAGUGCACAUUGAUAUGGCUGCACAGCAACAGCAUGAAGCUGAGCUUGCUGCAGCUGCGAGUCAGCCUCUUCCUGAUGACGAUGACGAUGCGUUCGAGUAGAUCGGUCUUUUUUGUUGAAGAAUUGUGUCAUAGUUGUCUCAGUUUCUUUGUUAUGCAUUGAUGUAACUGUUUUUUUCCCCUUUAAGUUUGGUGUAAAAGAAUUUCCGACCAUGACUUUCUUAUGAUGAAUUUGUGCUGAUUCCCCCCUUCCCUUUUUUUCAAUUGAGGAUUUCUGAUUUUAUGAUGGA
Molecule: messenger RNA, 971 nt
Organism: Cornus florida
Lineage: Eukaryota; Viridiplantae; Streptophyta; Magnoliopsida; Cornales; Cornaceae
Product: GTP-binding nuclear protein Ran-3
Exons: 8
Coding region: 118-783 (221 amino acids)
Biological process (GO): ribosomal subunit export from nucleus; protein import into nucleus
Cellular component (GO): nucleus; cytoplasm
Molecular function (GO): GTP binding; GTPase activity
Source: RefSeq, a predicted model, not a curated record